AUGGCCAACAAGACCAAGCACUGGCCGCAGGUGGCCUUCCUGAUCGACACGUCGUACUCCAUGCACGGCGUCAUCAAGGGCAUGACGCGCAUGCAGCGCGUGAUGCAGACCGUCGCGGCCUGCCACGCAGACCUCCACAGGUCCGCGCUCUCCAUCCACACGUUCAGCAAGGUCUUGAAGGAGGAGCUGCCGCGCACCAACAAAGCCCAGGUCUCGAAUCAGAUGCUGCAGCAACUGACGGGGCGCCUGUCGCGCGCCACGGAGACGGGCGAGAGCACCGCCCUGUACGACAGCGUCGCCAACCUGAUCGGCUACUUGCGCCGCGCGGCGGGCCCGGGCAGCAACGGGCGAAGCAGGGUACUGCUCGCGGUCGUGACCGACGGGACCGACAACUGCUCGCGGCUCGGCGAGAAGGACAUGCUGCGGGCGCUGAGCGCCCCCGGGAUCGAUCUGGACGUGCUGUUCGUGAACGUGUUCUGCGAGGCGCUGCCGGUGGGCCUGCGGGGCGUGCCGGGCCUCAUGCUGUCGUCGUCCAGCGACACGCCGGGCUUCCUCAUGGCGAUGGACGAGAUCCGCGACUGCGUGCUGGCCUGGGUCCGGAACGUCGCGCCCCCGCCGUCGUCGCAGCUGCGCGCACCGCCCCGCAGUGCGCGUACGCGCCCGCGGCGCAGCGCCGCGACGGCCGCGGAGCCGCGGCAGCAGGCGCAGCAACCGAAGCCGACGACGUGGCGGGCCUUUUACAAGCACCUGCGCGACGCGUCCUGGCAGGAGCGGCCGUGCAAGGACCACCGCUUGUUCCAGCGCACGCUGCCCGACGGCACGCAGCAGAAGCUGACGGUGGCGGCGACGCCGUCGGACGUCCGGGCGCUCGAGAACACGCUGGCGAACGUUCGGAAGCUGGACCGGGAAGCCGAGGCCCGCGAGGCCAAGUCCAAGAGCGAUGCGACCGGCUGA
Pedinophyceae sp. YPF-701 is the source of this 954-nucleotide messenger RNA. The record is from the annotation of a GenBank genome assembly. Lineage: Eukaryota; Viridiplantae; Chlorophyta; Pedinophyceae.